AACACGUGCGAGCCCAAAUUUUCCAAAUAACAAACUGAAUGAUCGAAGGAGGAAUAAUCAUAUAAAAUAUGGUGCCAGAUGAGAUACCCGGUUUUCCUUCACUUUCCAAACAAAGUAGUAACAAUGUUGAUAUAAAGAUUGCUAAAAAUAAAAACAAAAAAAGCGGUGGCUUUCAAUGUAUGGGUUUGAGCAAAGAUCUUCUAAAAGGAAUUGUGAAAAGAGGCUACAAAUUACCCACACCAGUGCAAAGGAAAACUAUUCCCUUAAUACUUGAAGGAAGGGAUGUUGUUGCUAUGGCUAAGACUGGGUCCGGAAAAACUGCUUGUUUUUUAAUACCACUUUUUGAAAAACUAAAACGAAGAGAUCCUACAAAAGGAGCCAGAGCUCUUAUUUUAACUCCAACUCGUGAAUUAGCGAUACAAACAUACAAGUUUAUAAAAGAAUUAGGAAAGUUUAUGGACUUAAAAACAAUAUUGGUGUUAGGUGGCGAUUCUAUGGAUUCUCAAUUUUCCGCUAUACAUACUUGUCCGGAUAUUAUAGUGGGAACUCCUGGACGUUUUCUCCAUCUUUGUGUCGAAAUGGAUUUAAAAUUAAAUUCAAUAGAGUACGUAGUGUUUGAUGAAGGUGACCAUUUAUUUGAAAAAGGUUUUGGAGAACAACUUAAUGAGAUUUUGAAUAGAUUACCUGAAUCAAAACAAAUGGUUAUGUUUAGUGCUACUUUACCAAAGCUUCUUAUAGAUUUUGCUAAAGCUGGCUUAACUGAUCCUGUUUUAAUAAGAUUAGAUGUUGACACGAAACUACCAGAAGGUUUAGUUUUAAAAUUUUUAUUUUGUAGACCUAAUGAACGGUACACCAUUUUGGUGGCGUUAUUGAAGUAUAUCAUUCCAGCAGAUGCUCAAACGGUCGUUUUUGUCGGUACUCAACAUCAUGUAGAGUUGAUAUCAUUAAUUUUAGAUCAAGCAAAGAUAUCGAAUACUUCAGUAUAUUCAAGUUUAGAUCCAGCGGCACGUAAAAUUAAUACAGCAAAAUUUGUUCAUAAAAAAGUGUCAGUGUUAAUCGUGACCGAUAUAGCAGCAAGAGGAAUUGACAUACCCAAUUUAGAUUUUGUUGUUAACUUACAUUUUCCUGGGAAACCCAAAUUAUUUAUACAUCGCGUCGGUAGAUGCGCAAGAGCAGGUAGACAGGGAACUGCCUUUUCAAUAUUUUCUACGGAUGACGAAGCACAUUUGGUUGAUUUACAUUUGUUUUUAAAUAGGCAACUUGACUUAACAGAUGCCAACACAAUAGGUUUGAUUCCUCAAGACAUAUUAGAAGAAGAACAUUUAAGUAUAUUUAAUUUUUUGAAAACGCAUCAUGCUGCAAGCAUUUACAAAACUAGUGAAAAUGCUUAUAAAAAAUACAUAAGCACUAGGCCAGUAGCUUCUGCUGAUUCCAACAAAAGGGUGAAAUUAAUGAAAUUCUAUAAUUUAAAAGUUUUACAAGAUUUUAAAAAUCUUUCAUUAAUGAAAGGUAGCACCACAGAAAGUUCAUUGAGUGACUUAGUUUUAAAACAUAAAAUUAUUGAUAGACCUGAGCUCGAGGAACAAAGAAACGAAUUUUUAGUAAAUAUGAAGAAAUUUAGACCACCAGGUACAAUUUUUGAAUUGAAUUGUACAAAAAAAUCAAUUCCCUAUGAAAUUAUGAAAGAAAAGCGAUUGAAGCAUUCAGAUAUAAUCGCUAAGUUUCGAAAUAAACUUGAAAAAUUGGAUCAAGAAGAAGAAGAAAAACAACUAAGAAAAACCCACGAUGAAAUAAACUCAUAUGAUGAGAAUGAAUUAGAAAGUCAUUUCCAUAAAGUUGUCAAAUCGAAAAAACGAAAAAAUCUAAAUGAUCUUUACAAACCCAAAAAAUUAAAACAAAACUUUUUAAAAGAUGAAGAAAAUUACAUUUCUUACCAAGCUCCAGAUAAAAUUACAGAAGAUGGACUUGCGAUCAAUUCUUUCGGAAGACAAGCCGCUGAUGCCGAAUUUAGUAUAUUUGACAAGAAAGAAAGUGAAAGUAAAUUCAAGCCUGGUAAAAAACAGUGGGAUCGUGUAAAAAAGAAAAUGGUUCCGGUGCAAGAUCCUAGGGGUGGAAAAAUUAGAACUGAAUCAGGUAUUUGGAUACCUUCUAGCUUCAAAACUGGUAAAUAUACUGAAUGGAAAGAAAAAACAAAAAUUGAAGAACAAGUGUGUAGAGAAGAAGGAGAUAGUGCUCAUUUAAUGCACAAAAAUCGGUAUCCGGUCAGCAGACAUGCAAGACAUAAUGCCAAAGUCGAAAGUAAAAAGCUUUCUGGAGGAAAUAUUGACAAAGAACUUAAAAAUCCUGAUCAGAUUGUAAAAGAAAGAAUUAGAAUUGAAAUAGCUAAAAAUAGAGAAAAAAUUAAUAAAUUAAAAAAGGAAUCAAAUCGUAAGAAGCAUGCACAAAAAAUGAGAUCGAAAAAAAAAUAGUAAGCCGUAAGGAUAGAACUGCGAACAUAUCCACGAAAUUUUAUUCAAAUAUUUGAAUUUUCUUAGAUUUUUUGAGUGUUAAUUAAUUUCCUUAUAAAUUUUCAUCUAAAAUAUUUUUUAAUAUUCAUUUUAAUAUUA
Messenger RNA from Condylostylus longicornis, 2606 nucleotides. Its product is annotated as ATP-dependent RNA helicase DDX54. The record is from RefSeq and is a predicted model, not a curated record. The transcript is spliced from 2 exons. Bases 69 to 2468 code for a protein of 799 amino acids. Lineage: Eukaryota; Metazoa; Arthropoda; Insecta; Diptera; Dolichopodidae. Gene Ontology annotation, cellular component: nucleus. Gene Ontology annotation, molecular function: RNA binding; ATP binding; RNA helicase activity.